This is a messenger RNA of Etheostoma cragini (Arkansas darter), 5092 nucleotides long. It is a transcript of the gene slc25a22a, whose product is annotated as solute carrier family 25 member 22a. Bases 417 to 1355 code for a protein of 312 amino acids. The record is from RefSeq and is a predicted model, not a curated record. Lineage: Eukaryota; Metazoa; Chordata; Actinopteri; Perciformes; Percidae. Gene Ontology annotation, biological process: malate-aspartate shuttle; aspartate transmembrane transport; L-glutamate transmembrane transport. The transcript has 11 exons. Gene Ontology annotation, molecular function: L-glutamate transmembrane transporter activity; L-aspartate transmembrane transporter activity.
CACUAGAGGACCCCGUUUUGAAUCCCUUUUCUGUUUCUUGUAUCCGAGUCGUCCUCCAUCGCCAGCUCCCCCCUCCUUCCCUGCUCUCACUCCCACCUCCUCUACCUCCCUCCACUGGACUCAAAUGCUAGUAACACCGGUAACGUUAGGUUAGCAAUUGUCGGUCUGUCAGCCAAAGAUACAGAGUGUAAAGGCUUUGAUUUCCUACUCCAACCACACCAGGAGAGAACGGAAACGGAUCUAUGUGUGAUAUCCCCCAACUUGAACAAACAAGAACUGCAAGCGAGACAAGUGGACAAGACACAAUCAGGCUACAUAAUCCCACUUGGACAGCAACACGCUUGUCUAAUAAACCGACCACUGAGUGACUAGCUAACAGACAGAUUGACACUUUGACCGGACAGGGCUUUAGAUAAAUGGCUGACAAACAGAUCAGUUUGCCUGCCAAAUUGAUCAAUGGGGGGAUCGCUGGCCUAAUUGGAGUGACCUGUGUGUUUCCCAUUGACCUGGCCAAAACUCGCUUGCAAAACCAGCAAAAUGGAUCUCGCCUUUACACCAGCAUGUCAGAUUGCCUUAUUAAGACCAUCCGGUCAGAGGGGUAUUUUGGGAUGUACCGAGGAGCGGCGGUGAACUUAACACUAGUCACGCCAGAGAAAGCCAUCAAAUUGGCUGCCAAUGACUUCUUCAGGCAUCACCUCUCCAAGGAUGGAAAACUCACUCUGCUCAAAGAGAUGCUGGCAGGGUGCGGGGCCGGUACAUGCCAGGUUAUUGUCACAACUCCUAUGGAGAUGCUGAAAAUCCAGCUCCAAGAUGCUGGACGAAUUGAGGCCCAGAGGAAGCUAAUGCCAGAGACAUUUGCAGCAGGGACUGUGGAGACCAAGUCCCCCACAGCCAUGCAGCUCACCAGAGAAUUAUUUAGGGAAAAGGGUAUUGCCGGGUUGUAUAAGGGCCUUGGUGCCACGUUGCUCAGGGAUGUUCCUUUCUCCAUCAUCUAUUUCCCACUUUUUGCCAACCUGAACAAUCUGGGCAAAAGAGGCGUAGAUGGUCCUGCUCCUUUCUACGUGUCGUUUAUAUCAGGCUGCCUUGCAGGAAGCACAGCUGCUGUUGCUGUCAACCCUGUCGAUGUGAUAAAGACUAGACUGCAGUCGCUGAACCGAGGGAGCACAGAAGACACGUACAGUGGAGUGACUGACUGUAUCAGGAAAAUCAUGCGUAACGAGGGUCCAUCAGCUUUCCUGAAGGGAGCCUACUGUCGAGCCUUGGUCAUUGCACCUCUGUUUGGCAUCGCCCAGGUGAUCUACUUCCUGGGUGUGGCUGAAUAUCUCCUUAGUUUCAUGCCUAAAAAAGACAACUAAGAAGCACAUACUUUCUGCCUUUCCCUCCCACGAUGCAUCAUACCAAUUGCGUGAGGAUUCAUCUCAUUCUAAAAGAAAUAUUAUAUGGGUCAGAGCAUGACCGAUCAUUACAUUUUUGUUUAAUUUGUUGUGUUGAAUGUGAAAACAGUGUAGGAGGGAGCCUUUGUUUGCCAAGCUGCCUAUGGUGGCACACAACAAUCCAGUAGGCAUGCUGAGCUAGCUCUCUGGAAAUGAAGCCACAAAUAUCAGUCAAAGGUUUAAAGGAAUAUUGCUUUAUAAUUACAGCAUUUUAAAGCAGUUUUUGAAUAUGAUUGUUGAAUUUUCAAAGUACAUGUACUGCCCUUGGUUGCUGCACUUGUGCAAGCCCUAUACUAUACUAAUUUUCAACAGCAUUAGUCUCUGAAUAUAGAGACUAAGUUAUCUAUUGAAAAUGACACACCAUAACUACCUGAAUUAAAUUCACAUACUUUACUUUCAUUCGAACAUUCGAAGAAGAUAUUUACUAAAAUGCUAUUCAAAGAAUUCCCCCAGACCUUAUGUCUUAAAAUAUAGUAUAUUAAGAAAUAGAGCAAAAUAUACAGUAUGCCUCUGUUUCAGACUAAGACCUAGGGAAUGUGUUGAUGUGAUACCAGCUCACUCCCUAUGAUCUUUCCUGAGAAGCCACAUCCCUUCCUGUAAGUGGUUGUAAUGAACUCAGCCAUUCAGCUCCGAGCAGACUUUGAUUGCCUUGGCUUUUUAAGUAGAUCAGGUUCCAUCUGAUAUUUAGUGCUACCACAAUGGUUCGACUGUUUUGCCUCAGCGAUAAAAAUAUCUCCUGUUUCACAGUUACACUCUAGACCGAAGAGACAGUGUGCAACAUUUGGGCAUUAUGCAUGACUAAUCUAGAUGUACACAAUUUUUUAAAACUGCCUCUAUGCUCCUUUCUAUAGGUCGAAACUGUCAAGCAUGUUGUAGUUGUGGCCACACCCCAAUCAGUGAAGUCACAGCAGAGGUUUUGCCUAGGAGGGAUGAUGGAAAACACCUGCUGGGACAUUACUGAUUGGACUGUGGCCAAAAGUGCUCUGCACUUUAAAAAUUUCAGUCCACAGAUAGCAGAGCGGCAGUGGUUUUCUUCCCUGUUGUGAUUUCAGAUGAAAGCUUUAGCCAUAAACACUAAAUGGGUUAAAAGCAAUUUUAAUAGAAUUAUUAGUAGAUAUUUAGUAAUUAUGCUGACAAAUGGUCAGACAUUGCAUGCUGAGGCCUCAUUGUGGAGGCAUUAAGACCAUAGCUGGGGUAGUGCAAACCCUUUGGAUCCAAACGUAAUUAUUAUUGUUUACAGAUGAAUUCACACUUAAUUUAAAGUAUUUGUCCAAACUUGAAUUCAGUGGCAGGACCCAAAGAGCUAAUGAUAAACCUUUCUUUAUCAGAAAAUGAAACCAAUGGGUUUUCAGUGUUCUAUGAUUUUUACCAAACAUCUCGGCUUGUUUGCUUUAGAGGUUUUGUUUGCUUUAAGCUGCUAGGGAAAGCAGCACGUCGUAUCUUGUUUAUGCAUCACAACACUGAAGCGCCGCCAUUGGUUUAUCUCGCCGGAGAUCAAGGUGACUUUGAUGUGUGUAAUCCAAUCACAUUCCUUCUUUGCUCCCACUGUUCAAGCAGCUUGUCAAUUGAACUGUUGCACUGUAGAUACACAAUGCAACUUUUCAAUGUAUUAUCAUUUGUGGGAGUGAGAUCUAUUUAUCAAUAAUCCUUAUAGGCAGUAUAGCAUUAUAUAUUUGUAUGUGUUGUUUUUUCUGUGUCAAAGUUUCCACCUUAACUAUAUUGUACAUAUGCAGAUGAUAUAAACUUUACGUUUUAGGAUUUAUUGUUUGUUUUCUAAUUUGUGAUGGCUUAUUUGCGCACCUACCUCUCCAGCUCCCCCCUAAAUCCAUAUUGUGGUGAUUUUAUGUUAUGAUGGUGUGGACAUAUCAAAUGAAGGACCAUGUUUUGGUGCAACAAGCAUCAUUUGAACUUAAAUGCAGCAUAUUGAUGGUGUUUUUUACUGUAUGCAAAGGGAAACACUAGCGUAGAUCUACAGUCGGAUGUUUUUUUUGGAGGUGCCAUUUCUCCUGGUUAAGUUGGGUCAACCUAUCGUCCUGUUUCUACAGCUUUAUCAACCAGGACCAAACAUAGCAUUAUAUAAUGAUGGUAUAAAUGCAGUUUUAAGUGAAUGACCUCUGGCACUACUAAAACAGUUCUGAAAGUGAAUUAAAGCCUGGGCAAGUCCAAUAAGAGACUGGUGACAUCGGACUAUAAUUCUAACAUCUGUCUUCUUGAAUGGUGCUUCAUUCAUGAGGUAGCUGGAAUUUGUCAUUGAUGGCACUAUUGACCAAGGCUGUUCCUACUGAAUCACAUGCAAGUGAAUCUCAGCUUUGUCAGUGUGUUAACUGAAAGCCAUAGGUCAGGGAGGGACAGCACAACUGCUAGACAUGGACUGGCAUCUCCAGCCGUGCUGACAGAUGUCGGCUGAGCUACAGGAAAAUGUCAAAAAGUUGACUCGUGUGAGCUAGUCUUUAUAAAAUACUGUUGUAGUUUUUCAACAUUCCAAUUGCCAGUUCAUCUCAUAUUAUUGUGAUCAUAUUGCCUAUAAUUGUGUUGUUGAGAUUAUUGUUAUGAUUUUUUAACUUCCCCACCCACCUCAUUGUUUUCAGAUUUUUUUUAAAUCUGUUUCUUUGUUUGAAUCUUGAAAAAGUUGUGCAAGUCACUGAGCUGUGAAUUUUCACUGACCUUGUGCAUUUGGUUAUGUAUGUGCGUGUGUGUGUGUCUGUUUGGUUGUGUAGUGCUGUAGUUGAUGUGUAGUUGUUAGUGUGACACUGCGGUAUUUUUCUCUUUGAUUGUAAGACCCAUUCUCUCUCCCCUCUUCCCUUCUAUCUGUCACACUCCUCUGUCAUCUACUCUCCCCAACAUCCACAGCUGGGGCUGCAGGUAAAUGCUGAGAAGUUCUCAAACACCAAAUGUAUAACUAAGAGUGUAUACAGUCAAAGAAAGCACAAAGGAUUUUUAGGCACAAGAGACUACAUGGCCCACUUUGAAUAUACUCAGACAAAGUCCUUGGAAAUCCAUGUGCUGCUUUUACAGGAAUGGAUUAUAGUGUGAUUUAUUGCAGUGGAGAUGUGAAUUGAGAUGAACUUUUCAGUCUUGUAAGUUUAUCUAUGUCUGUAAAACUUGAUCCAUAGGGCUGAGGCGACUUAUAAUGAUAGAUGGUGUCCACUACGUCACCAAUCAGCAUUUAUCCACAAAAUGUAUAUUGCCUACACAUUCUAAAUGAAUCAGAUAUAAGAAUGUAUCUUAGAUAUAAUGAGAUGUAUUAUACACAUAGUGAAGAGUUUAUUACAUUUUAAUCUAGAGAUUUGUGCUUUACACAUUCACUGAAAACAUUCAUGAACCAGCUCACUGAUAUGCAAUAGGUAGAAGCCACACAUAGAUUCACACUAAAAGAAACAAAACACAAUGUAUGAUGCAAGCGGGGAUCUUCCGGGGUCUCUUCACAGCCUCUGUUGUCUUCCUCCAAGAGGAAUUGUGCAUUAUAGCACUUUUAAACAAGGACCCUCACCCCACUAUCCUUCCACAAAGUCUCUCUCUCUGUGGCAAAGAGGGUGGUUAUGAAUAUGUAAAGUGAAUGACACAGUUUGACCUAGACAUUUUAUGACAAUGUAAUUGAAAAAAAACAACAGAAUAUUCCCUGUCACAAUUUGCUGUUCAAUAAACUGACUGUCCUGAAA